AUGUCAAGUGCACAAGGAAAAGUGGGCCAGUCACUUCGGCAGCCUUUACAAGAAAACAGGCACCUUAACAAGGCGAUGACUGAUCGAAGUAACUCCAAGAUAAUGGAAACGCCGGUGUCAGCGAAGGGCGAAAACCCUAGGAUAAGUACACCACCUGAAAGUACCAUGACAGGUAACAGAAAGAGAAUGAUUUUUGAUACACCAAUUUCUAAAAAUAUAGAAUCUGAAGUGCAUCAUCUUUCUUCCAAAGCGGCUUUGCUUUCUCCUGCUUUUUCAUCACCUCAACAGAAGAACACAAUCAAUGAAAUACCACCUCCGAAACCCUCAUUCAUUUCAUCAUCGUCAGGGUUUUCUUCUGAAGAUGAGAAUGUACCCAAACCAUCUCGGAAAAAGACUAAGAAAUCCAAGAGAGCUAUUAAGGAAAAGUCUUUUGAUUUUGAUUCGAAUGAUAAACCGCCAUAUUCAUAUGCAACAUUAAUAGGGAUGUCAAUCUUAAGCAACCAAGAGAAGAAACUUACACUUUCGCAGAUUUAUCUGUGGAUAUCUGAUACGUUUAAAUAUUACAAGCGCGAUGAGGUGGGCUGGCAGAAUUCCAUUCGUCAUAAUUUAUCGUUGAAUAAAGCUUUUAUAAAGGGCGAAAAGUCAAAGGAUGGUAAAGGGCAUUUUUGGUGCAUUAAAACAGGCUGCGAAGAGCAAUUUCUCAAGACAAGAUCUAAUAAAAAGCACUCUUACCAAGAAUUAAUGGAUCAAAUAUAUUCAGUGAAGUCCGAAAAAAGAUCCAUAAACUCUUUGCCGUCGUCACCUAAUGGCUCUAAUGAUUACGAUCUUGAUAAUGAAGUUUAUAAGCAUUAUGAGAAGAAAAGAAGGUCCUCAGAGAUCGAAAGGGCUGCUGACUAUGACAAGGAUGAAGGAUAUAACACCGAUGAAGAUCGGUAUAAUGAAUUAACUCAUCCAUUACUAGAACCCCCAAUCAAGAAGCAUAAGCUUUUUGACCCCAAUGAGAGUCCAAGCGAUACUGCAACAAAUCUUGGUGCACCUUUUGCUCAUAAUAAUAUAACCUCAAAGCUCACAGCAAGUCCUGCGAAUGCCCCAUUUUCAAUAAUAACAGAAUCAACAGAUAAACCAUUGCUAGCUGGCAGGAACCUAACUUAUAGUUCAUCAUUUAGCUGCAGCUCUAAUUUAGAGCUUUCCCCAAUAAGGCCGAGUGAAACUGGUCCGCUAUUAGAACCAUUGACGCCAGCCAAUAACAUUUACAACAUACAGCAAUCGCAGAAUACUCAUUCACAAAGAUCUAUAUUAAGUGCACAUCUUAACCAUACUAUAAAUCAUCUACAUCAUCAUCAUCCCGCAGCUGCUACUACCCACAUAAUACAGAAGACUCCGAAAUCCAAUAUAUUAAGAACCCCACUCAAGAAUUCGAGAACACCCCAAACGAGCUCUAUAAUGAAAAAGCUUUGGAACUCACCUUCCUACUUGGAUGAUUUUUACUAUUCACCAUUAAUAGGGUCAUCUGCCACAUUAUUGAAUUCUUAUGAUGAUGAUGAUAUGAUGUUGAGAAAUUUAGAACACCACCAACAACUGCCAAACACCGUAGCCAAGAAACACCAGGUUUUUUCAAGUCGCAAUUUGAUACAUGAUUUUAAAAGAAUCGAUGACUCGACAAGUGACAAGGAAGCCGAUCAAACUAGAGAGAUUAAUUCUUCUUCGACAGAUGUUGACGAAUGA
Molecule: messenger RNA, 1725 nt
Organism: Priceomyces carsonii
Lineage: Eukaryota; Fungi; Ascomycota; Pichiomycetes; Serinales; Debaryomycetaceae
Gene: HCM1
Product: Hcm1p
Exons: 1
Coding region: 1-1725 (574 amino acids)
Biological process (GO): regulation of transcription by RNA polymerase II
Molecular function (GO): DNA-binding transcription factor activity, RNA polymerase II-specific; RNA polymerase II cis-regulatory region sequence-specific DNA binding
Source: RefSeq, a predicted model, not a curated record